AUGGCGGUGGCUAUGGUGGUGGGUGCGUUGCAGGCGUGCUGGUUGAUUCAUCAUGUUAUAAAAAUAAUCAGUAAUGUUAGGAUAUUCGGCGACGUCAUCGGCGUGAAACCGGCGCGGGAGUGGGAACCGAACGACGGGCGUGAGACAUGGGGUACGGGAGCAGACUUUCUCCUGUCUAUCAUCGGAUUCGCAGUCGACCUAGCCAACGUGUGGCGCUUCCCUUAUUUGUGCUACAGAAAUGGUGGCGGUGCAUUCCUAAUUCCAUAUACGCUGAUGUUGAUAUUUGGUGCGGUGCCGCUGUUUUACAUGGAAUUGAUACUCGGACAAUACAAUCGGCAAGGGCCAAUAACACUUUGGAAGAUAUGCCCGCUUUUUAAAGGUGUGGGAUUUUGUGCAGUGAUGGUAGCAUUUUACGUGUCAUUUUACUACAACGUCAUUAUUGGUUGGGCGUUCUACUUCCUCGUGGCGUCAGCCCGUUCAGAGCUUCCAUGGGUGCAUUGUGAUAACGCGUGGAACACGGAGCACUGUUGGGAUUCUUCCAGACUCAACUCAACCAAUCGCACAGAUGUCAAAUAUCAGGGACCGCUGUCGCAUUUUACUCCAGCUUCUGAGUUUUUUCAUCGAGCAGUUCUUGAAAUGCAGCAUUCCGAAGGCCUCAAUGACUUGGGUUUGCCUAAAUGGCAGCUAGCCAUCUGCCUGGGCUUAGUCUACGUCACACUAUAUCUGUCGCUUUUCAAAGGCGUUAAAAGCUCAGGAAAGGUGGUAUGGAUGACAGCUACAAUGCCAUACGUAGUGCUAUCCAUACUCCUUGCACGUGGUCUACUUCUGCCCGGCGCAACCAGCGGCAUCGCUUAUUAUCUGCAACCCGAACUUACAAGGCUGAAGGACACGCAGGUAUGGGUGGAUGCAGCGGUACAAAUAUUUUAUUCUGUGGGUGCUGGAUUUGGAGUACAUCUGUCUUACGCAAGUUACAAUACGUUUCACAAUAAUUGUUACAGGGAUUGCCUGGUCACGACACUGGUCAACUGCUUUACGUCGUUUUUCUCUGGCUUCGUAAUCUUUACUUACCUCGGAUUCAUGUCGCAUAAACAAGGCGUGCCGAUAUCUUCUGUCGCCACUGAAGGACCCGGACUCGUGUUCCAAGUGUAUCCUGAAGCAGUGGCCACACUGCCUGGCGCCAGUCUCUGGGCUAUGCUAUUUUUCUUCAUGCUUAUCAUGCUCGGAUUGGACUCAGGGAUGGGAGGCCUGGAGUGUGUAAUAACUGGUCUUCUAGAUCAAGCUCGAGCCAGUGGUGCUCACUGGCUGCGCCGGGAGCAUUUUACAUUGGUCGUUGUUUGCAUCUCCUUUUGCGUCGCUUGCAUCAAUGUCACCCCUGGUGGUAUCUACAUGUUUCACUUAUUGGACACGUACGCUGCAGGCAUAUCUUUACUUUGCUCGGCUCUCUUUGAAGCUGUUGCUGUUUCUUGGUUUUACGGUUUGGAAAGAUUUUCCGAUGACGUAGAAGAAAUGCUCGGCUUCAGACCUGGAAUUUACUGGAGGAUAUGCUGGAAAUUUGUCAGCCCUAUUUUUAUUAUUGGUGUAGUAGUAUUCGGCCUACUCUACCAGCAGCCUCUUCAAUACCAACAUUACUUGUACCCGCAAUGGGCUGAAGUGCUAGGCUGGGGCCUCGCCUGCUCCUCUAUUCUGAUGAUCCCCAUUGUAGCCAUUUACAAGCUGCUGAGUACACCUGGCACUUGUCGGCAGCGUCUGGCUUGCUGUCUAUCUCCGGAAUCGGAGCACGAAGCCAUCCGAGGAGGAGCUCCUGUCAGUCGAUUUACUUGGCGACAUUGGUUGUACGUGUAAAAUUCGCUUUAAGUCUAA
Molecule: messenger RNA, 1860 nt
Organism: Hyposmocoma kahamanoa
Lineage: Eukaryota; Metazoa; Arthropoda; Insecta; Lepidoptera; Cosmopterigidae
Product: sodium-dependent noradrenaline transporter-like
Exons: 16
Coding region: 1-1842 (613 amino acids)
Biological process (GO): sodium ion transmembrane transport; dopamine uptake involved in synaptic transmission
Cellular component (GO): neuron projection; neuronal cell body membrane; presynaptic membrane
Molecular function (GO): dopamine:sodium symporter activity
Source: RefSeq, a predicted model, not a curated record